This is a messenger RNA of Dufourea novaeangliae, 453 nucleotides long. RefSeq lists its product as uncharacterized. Bases 1 to 453 code for a protein of 150 amino acids. The transcript has 2 exons. Lineage: Eukaryota; Metazoa; Arthropoda; Insecta; Hymenoptera; Halictidae. The record is from RefSeq and is a predicted model, not a curated record.
AUGGUUGUUCACGCUCCGGAAGGAAAGGAAACGAACGUCGAUAUCGUAGAUAGCGACGUCGAAGGUGACAAAGAACCACCGGAAGACCAGCUGUCCCUAUCGAAAACGGAUUCUGAAAAGAAAAAAUGGGCAAGGAAGUAUCUUACGAAACACAUGAAACUCUACCCGGAAUUGUACAAAAGCGACGUGUCGAUUCAUCCCAGUUACACGGGUCUGAAAAACUUUCCUUAUUACGUGAUCUGCCGGCGUCGCGUGCAAAGAACCAAGAAACAGAUCAGACGUCAGCUGAGUCGCGAAGUUAUGCAUUUCGCGAUGAUGCAGGUGUUCGCCAUCGAUAGCGUAAGAAUCGACCGUGUCUUCAGCGUCGGGAUGCCACCGGGGACAUUGAUUGUCCCCGAUUCCCUAACCGCGAACGAGAGACGUCGCCUGAACAAGCUACUUCAGACACGAUGA